GGCAUAAAUGGUACUUUCCAGGAAGUCCUGUGCAAUGCGUUGUCCUUGUGUUUUUUUAAUCGUUAAGUGAAACAAAUCUGAAGUUAGAAGUCAAAGACAAAUACCCGAUGAAAACAAGAAAACAUUUUCCUUUUUAAAAAAUGUUAAACUGCGCUGAGUGUUCAGAAGCAGCUGAAUAACCGACCUCCUCCGCCUGUUAGUAUUAAGCUAUCAUGCCGGACUGGGUCAGUCUGUGUGUGGUCACCAGCCUGUUGUUAAGUAUUUUGACAGUAGUUUAUGUUUUGUACUCGGGACUCCGCACAGACAUUACCGUGCUAACCGGCUCUCCCCCGAUAAGGAAGAUUACAUUCGCCUACAAAUUCAAACAGGGACCGUACAGGAACUGUGGACAACUUUUUCAGGAGUCUCACAGUAUUGGACCAACGCUUUCAUUAAUCGGAGUCUUUUACGAUAACCCUAAUAAGGUGUCUGCAUCACAGUGCAGCUACGCUGUCGGCAGUAUUCUGAGUGAAGGAGAAAACGAGGCCGACGAGGAGCUUAUAAGGCGCUAUGAGACAUCUGGCUUCAAUGUCUUUUCCUUUCCGGAAGUCACACAUGUGGUCACUACCUCGUUCCCCUACAGGACGAUUUUGUCUGUUUUCCUGAGAUUGUGGAGAGUCUACCCACGGAUACAACGCUACAUUGUGGAAAAGAGGCUGUGUGCGCACCCGUUUCUUGAGAUCUACAGAGAGGGCCAGAUCCAGUUCAUGGCCCCCUUGGCUCGACAGGACGAUUUCUAUGUGCCUGAAGUCAGGCAGGUGGAACGGAGGCUCUCAGAACAAGAGGACUCACACAGUGAUUCAGAAGUCUCAGGUGCAGACUCGAACAGCGAAUAUAGCUCAGGGAGCGGGGUCCUCCUGUCAGACAGCAGAGAGACGUCCCCAGCGGCCUCCUCGGUCCACUCUGCACUCAUCUGGGAUCAGGGGGAUAGAGACUACAGAGGGACGAGCUCUGGGGGAACCUCGUUUAAAGAGAUGGAGUGGGAGCAGGCCGGUGGACAGCAGCGGGAGGGAGAGGAGAGGCUUCGCGGAGACUCUGACCAGAAGAGCCUGGAGGCUUCCACUUGGGUGUGGCAGGGUGUCGUUGGAGGGGAGGAGUGAAGGCUCAGUAAGACAUAUUAGUUAAGGAUGAGAGAAUAAAGGGAUUGGUGGAUGAUGAUUCUUUAUUUCUCUCAUUGUCUGCAAAUCCUGUGAAUAGACCAAAAUCAACAAUGUGUUAGUUUCACAACACUUUCAGCCUUCCCUCCCCUGAGAGCUCACUCUCCCCUACAGUCAUAAAUAUAUAAUUUUGUUUUAAAUAAGAUCAAGUAUUUCCUAAAACAGUGGGGCACUGCAGUUUUUAGCAAAUGUUACUCAGACUGGAGUAAAUAGAGCAUUUGCUGAGGACUGUUUUUAACUGUGGAUUAAUCCACAUUUGCUGUGCUACUGACUAGUUACAGCAGGAGGAUGGUGUGUGUGCGAUCAAUUCAGAGUAAACAACAUUUCCUGUGUUCAUUGGAACAUGUCUGCCAGUGCAAAGUUGUGACUUACUGCUGUGUUUUUAACAGUUUUUGGUCAACAAUAGAGGUCUGUGACCAAGGAAUAAGCGAUAUCAGGCUUUAGCUGCACAGACAUUCUUUUCAUGGGAUUUGUUGACGAUAAGAAAAUAUGGAAUAUCACCAGACUCAUGCUUGAAUCCUUUAAUUGCACAGUUUUAAGGUGAAAAUGGAACAUAUUCAGGUACCCUGAGUUUCUUGAAACAUUUUUACUGAAGUGAUGCUGUUUGUCAAAAUGAUACAAGAUGACUGAAGUGAGUAUUUGUUAGCCAAAGCAUUUUACUUGAAUAUCCUCCACUAUUAAUAUUUUAUGUCUCCAUCUGAAACGAGCGCAGCUGUUGUGAAAAUGAUCAAACUGUUUGACAGGUGUUUAUUUUGCUGGACUGAAGCUAACCACAGCUCACAUUUCAAACAAGAGGUUUGUUUCUCAGAGGAUUGUAACACAAGCAGGAAUACAAGGAGUUCUGCUCAUUUCAAGUAUAUUUAAUGACUUUUUCACAAAGGACCUAAAUGUUGUUCAUUAAUACCUGAAACGAGGCAUUGAAAUUAGGAGAAGCACAUAAACCUCACAAAGUGUUCUUUACCGUUUUUUGACAUUUCUUGUGUUUUGAGUGUUAUGGAUGUUAAAUGGGUUAUUAUUACACACCUGUGUGUUGGCACAGCUCUGUUGGUGAUUUCCAAAGAAAAAGGUGUGAAUGAAUGCAAUAAUUACCUUCUUCCUGUAGUCUGCCUGACCACCUCUGAGAUUUAUGAUGUGAUUAUGGUGAGUGUGCAGCCAAGACAAGUGGGCUGACCAUUAAUAUUCAUUUCACCAUGACUGACAGCAAAGCUCUGUGACUCUACCUUGCAUUUACAGCCACUCUACAUCUGGCCUCUGGUUUUUUUUAAAUCCUCCUCCCCACGCAUUCAUUCCCAGCUUCUUCUGUUUAGACAGAUUCUGGUUAUUUUACUUUCUCAACCUUUCUCCCAUCUGCCGCCUCUUUGCACAGGCUAAUUUCUGUUUGGGUUUUUUUUUUCUCUCCUUUUGUUCUGUCUCUCUCCUCCUCUUUGAAAUAAAUAUGGCAGCUGCAGCCUCAAAGACCA
This is a messenger RNA of Lates calcarifer (barramundi perch), 2656 nucleotides long. Its product is annotated as testis-expressed protein 264. The transcript has 4 exons. The record is from RefSeq and is a predicted model, not a curated record. Bases 213 to 1139 code for a protein of 308 amino acids. Gene Ontology annotation, cellular component: endoplasmic reticulum membrane; replication fork; nucleus. Gene Ontology annotation, biological process: reticulophagy; protein-DNA covalent cross-linking repair. NCBI's taxonomy places the organism in Eukaryota, Metazoa, Chordata, Actinopteri, Centropomidae.